GUGCAUGUUCUGGACUGACUAACGCUGUACGGCUGUACGCUGGCUGGCAGCAAAGCGGUCGACGGCAACGGUGAGCUGCCUUUGGACUGAAAAGAAGCGGUGGACGGUGAAAGUGAAAGGGAGAGCGCCCUAACUGUGGAAAGCACCGGAGCAGGCAGUCCCCAUACAGACAGACAACAUAGGGAGGGAGAGAGAGUGUGUGUGAGAGAGAGAGGCCCCGGGUCUUGCUUUGAGCCAGCAGCGGUUCACCAGACACACACAGCCAUGGCUAACAUUGCGGUCCAAAGGAUCAAGCGGGAGUUCAAAGAAGUUCUCAAAAGCGAAGAGACAAGUAAAAACCAGAUAAAAGUGGAUUUGGUGGAUGAGAACUUCACAGAGCUGAGGGGGGAGAUAGCAGGUCCUCCAGAUACACCAUAUGAAGGUGGCAGAUAUCAGCUUGAAAUAAAAAUCCCAGAAACCUAUCCUUUUAACCCACCAAAGGUGCGUUUCAUCACUAAGAUCUGGCACCCUAAUAUCAGUUCUGUGACAGGAGCAAUAUGUCUGGACAUUUUAAAAGACCAGUGGGCAGCUGCGAUGACCCUGCGGACGGUGCUGUUGUCUCUACAGGCUCUGCUUGCUGCAGCAGAACCAGAUGAUCCACAGGAUGCAGUAGUAGCAAAUCAGUAUAAGCAGAACCCAGAAAUGUUCAAACAGACUGCAAGGCUGUGGUCUCACGUCUAUGCAGGCGCUCCUGUCUCCAGUCCCGACUACACACGCAAAAUAGACAAACUCUGUGCCAUGGGCUUUGAUAAGAAUGCAGUAAUAGCGGCCUUGUCUUCAAAAUCUUGGGACGUGGAAACGGCGACAGAGCUGCUCCUCAGCAACUGAAGUGCAGCCAGAUGUGAGGAUCCCAAACUCCCUUCAUCAUAGCAUCAGCUCCUCCCCGGCAUCCAUUCCACCAUUGCCUUUUGUUACACAGACUACACCCCAUUCACCACAGCAGUCUGAGCCUUCUUUUAUAACAAGUUUGUUUUGCUACAAACUCAACACCGGUAGCACCACAAUCACCAAUAUGCACACCACCCUGUUGCCUCUCUGACCCCAUCUGUCCAUUACGCUGUCUUCUCUUCCACUAACUCCAAAUGUGUAUCCUUGUAAAGCCACCAAAAACCUUCAGUCAUGCAUCUUGUCUUCCAUGCCCUUUAUUCAUAUUGGCUCUGAAACUUUCUUUCUUGUUUCCAUUCAUUUUUUGUUCCUUUUUAAUAUCGCUAAGAAUCAAAUAACUGCCACUGCCCGGUGGGUUUUCCAGGUUUAAUUGUGAAGGAAAUCCUGCAUACUGCUCUCACAGCACAUAACCAUUUACUCUCUCCAGCAACCAGUUGGACCUUAUGUUGGAUUAUUUUCUUCUAUGGACAUUUAAUACUAUAAAGGUCUAGCUGCAUUCGAUUGACUUGACUGGAUAGUGUUCUGCAGUGAGCAGUGUGAUAGAUUUUUCCUCAAGCUUAUCAUGGAUGCUUCAAUCACCUGCAAAAGUUUUUUUCCCCCUGUCUGUAGAAUUAGAGAAGAUCACACAGACAUCCUCAAAACAUCUACACAGAAGGAAAAAAAGUUAUCUGUAAAUAGAUGCGUGUAAAUUUGAAAAUACAAUGGGGAUAUACUUUUUUUCUUACAUGGCAUUGUAAAACAAAUUAUUUUAAAUAUAAACUAUGCCUAGUUUACAAUUAUAUGAAGAGAUAUCUUUUUAUGGUUUUGUGAUCCAGGAGAAAUCCCUCUGAAUGUCCUGUUGUUUUUUUUUCUUCUUUUUAAGAUUGUUUAGGGGUGGCACAACCAAAAUCCUGGCCCUAAUGGGGACAGGAGGUGACAGCCAGCUCAGGCCCCCGAAGGUCACAUUACAUGCCACCUUUUCUGCUCCACCACAAUCCAACCUUGUCUUUUGUUGUUCUUGCAUGUUCUAUGCUGCCUUUUAUUUCAUUUGGCCAAAUGAUGUGGUGACGGGGAUGUCUGUUCUGUUCAACAUCCCUUCAGACUUGUGGAACUUGAUAGACUCUUUCUAAUCCGUGGAAAGAGAUACCUGGAAGCUCUGCUCAGCAAGCCACUAAAGCACACCCAGUUUGACAUCCGUAGGGAACCAAAGCCUUUUUCUGUUGAGUAUGUUGCUGGAAAAAAAUUCUCUUCUGCUCCGAAACAGAUUCGCCUCGAGAAGAAAUGAGUGAUUGUGAAUGUUUGCAAUGCUGUGUUUUUUGUUUUGUUUUUUAACUCAUUUCAGAGCAAUCACUUUCAGCGACGUUACUUUGAGCCACGGAUUAAAGGAUGUGCUCACCCUCUCAGUCCUGAUGUUGAUCAUUAAGAGGGGGAGCUUUAUCAUGAAUCACUGAUCCAAUCCAGCAGCACUCAAUCAAAACUUUGGCCAUAUACAUAAAUAUGUAGAGAGAGAGAGGUGUGUAGGUGACAUCCUAUACGCCCAAACAUGCUUUACUUGCAGCCAAAUAAAAUGCUCAUUGAGGUCUUUGAAUGAUGUCUUAUGAGUAGUAAAAGAGGCUGGAACUCCUCUGACGCAGAUCGCAGGCCUGCAGUGUUUUCACACCUUUUGAUUUGAGGUACAUGGACUGUAAAGAAAAUGCUCAGCGUAUAGACAAGUGGGGUGUUGAUGAAUCCUCACACAUGGCUUUUCUGUUAAGAGAAUCUUCCUUUUGCUUGCCCUCCAGCUCAGCCCCUGCCAACACGGCAGCAUAUUACAGUACUACAUGGAGUUAUUGCGCUCCCUCUCCACUGAUGGUGAACAAUUUCCACCAAGAGCCAAAAACGAACAAAAAAAAAAAAGGAUUCAUAGUCAGAGGUAGAAUGCGCACACACCAUCUCCUUGACUUGUAAAUAGUCCAGUUCUUGAUAAAGAGCCGUCUCAUUAUCACUAGAGUGCACCAUUGAUGGCUGGAUCUAUAUUUUGUAAGAAAAAGAAAGGACAAAAAAAGGAACAGAGGCCCCCUCCUCCCCGUCUUCCUGGUGUUCUCACAAUGUACAAUAUUGCACGAUGAUGAAGCAUAGAAAAAAGGGGCUGUUGCAUCUCAGUUUCUCCAUUUGGAUUGAGACUUAUUUUCCUCUUUUGUUUCCUUGGAAGCGAGCAUCAGCAGUAUAUAAAAAAAAAAGCAUGGUUAUUUAUUGUGACAGUGUCAUGUUUCUUUGAUUAAAAAAAAGUGGAAAAUCAA
Epinephelus moara (kelp grouper) is the source of this 3182-nucleotide messenger RNA. It is a transcript of the gene ube2kb, whose product is annotated as ubiquitin-conjugating enzyme E2Kb (UBC1 homolog, yeast). Gene Ontology annotation, cellular component: nucleus. Gene Ontology annotation, molecular function: protein binding; ubiquitin conjugating enzyme activity. The coding region runs from base 265 to 867 and encodes 200 amino acids. The transcript has 7 exons. NCBI's taxonomy places the organism in Eukaryota, Metazoa, Chordata, Actinopteri, Perciformes, Serranidae. Gene Ontology annotation, biological process: protein polyubiquitination; proteasome-mediated ubiquitin-dependent protein catabolic process. The record is from RefSeq and is a predicted model, not a curated record.